Messenger RNA from Tupaia belangeri chinensis (Chinese tree shrew), 540 nucleotides. Its product is annotated as U6 snRNA-associated Sm-like protein LSm5. Gene Ontology annotation, cellular component: Lsm1-7-Pat1 complex; U6 snRNP; U4/U6 x U5 tri-snRNP complex. The transcript is spliced from 2 exons. Lineage: Eukaryota; Metazoa; Chordata; Mammalia; Scandentia; Tupaiidae. Gene Ontology annotation, molecular function: RNA binding. The record is from RefSeq and is a predicted model, not a curated record. The coding region runs from base 134 to 409 and encodes 91 amino acids. Gene Ontology annotation, biological process: mRNA splicing, via spliceosome.
UACGGGCAGGUUCAAGUCAUGUUCGUAUGUAUUCAAUGCCUGCUCUGUACCGGUGUUUUCAGAUGUACCUACUGCACACACGUAAUUUCUGAAAUAAUCGCAAAUAAUACCAGCUAUCAAUUCCGGCAUAGCCAUGGCAGCUAACACUACUACCAACCCGUUGCAGCUGCUGCCGUCAGAGCUGGUGGACAAAGGUAUAGGAUCAAGAAUUCACAUUGUGAUGAAAAGUGAUAAGGAAAUUGUUGGUACACUUCUAGGAUUUGAUGGUUUUGUCAGUAUGGUACUGGAAGAUGUUACAGAAUUUGAAAUCACACCAGAAGGAAGAAGGAUUACUAACUUAGAUCAGAUUUUGCUAAAUGGAAAUAAUAUAACCAUGCCGGUUCCUGGAGGAGAAGGACCUGAAGUAUGAAUGGAUAUCCUAGACUUAUGCUAGAUUCUGUUUUGUCUUACAGUGGCAACAAAAUAUACAUUUUUUUUUAACCUUUUAAUGUUAGGUCCUGUAAAGCUGUUUCCCAUUAAACGGAAAUGCUUUGAAGAUAU